Messenger RNA from Pyricularia grisea, 2124 nucleotides. RefSeq lists its product as uncharacterized. NCBI's taxonomy places the organism in Eukaryota, Fungi, Ascomycota, Sordariomycetes, Magnaporthales, Pyriculariaceae. The record is from RefSeq and is a predicted model, not a curated record. The coding region runs from base 1 to 2124 and encodes 707 amino acids. The transcript has a single exon.
AUGGAGGCUCGCAAGAAUCAGAGGCAAGCGCCUGUGCUAAACUUCACCGCUCCUCACAACACCGGGGAUAAUCCCGAAGAUAUUUUUGCCCUUGGGCUACGUCGGGGAUUUGAUCCCACAACUGUUGCUGCUCGUAUAUUUCACUCCGUCAAGCCACUCUCGAAUCCUUCCGGGUCGUCGAUAUCAUCAUCAUCAUCAUCGUCAUCAUCAUCACGAUCAUUGUCUUCUGAUGAUCACAUAAAUGCAAAAUCGGCGCAAAAAACAAAGAACAGGGUGGGAUAUGCUGGCAAAAGCCCUCAACACGUCCUCAUCCCAGUUCCAGCUUCGGACAAGUCUGCUACGCUUAGUAAAUUUUCCUCGAGUUCUACGUCCCUUUCAGGGGAUUACAAAGAGAAUGACGAACGAGACGGAGACCAACAGGAUGCUCUUGCCAAAAAGCUAUGGGAAAAGCUUGCUGCUCACCGCAGAACUAGGGCUAAGCUGCGGAAGAGUAAAGAGGUUAUUCGGAAGAACCUGAGGGCCUCAGAGCUUCAAGUUACCCAAGCAGAUAAUCUCUUCCUGAAUCAGGCCCGGAGGGUACUUUUUCAAGAUUCGACAGUAUCGGACGCGGAAGAAUUAUCUGAAAACAAGAAGGAUCUUCUCACCCUCUUUAACAACAUUCAAGAAGAGCGCUCAAAACAUUUUAUGCUCCAGAACGACCUUGAGGAACUGGAGGCAGACUUGAGUCGCGAAGAAGUUAGCCUGGAGGCGGCAGAAGAGGAUUUCCUGCAGCAAGUUUACAGGAAUCAGCUCGAGGCCGCGGGAGGAUUGAGAAGACCCACCGUUAAAACGAUUUUACCCAAGAAGGAGACACAGCAGGAUCUGCCCUCUAGUGCCUCACUCAGGGGCAUCAGGGCCGACCUCGCUCAAGAUUUCCAUCCACUUUACACUAGGCUCCUAAAAGCCACAUCCAGAAAGAAAUUGGAAGAAGAAGAGCUGGAGAAUCUCACAUUGGAGCGAAACCACAUCGUUCGUAUAAUCACACUAAAGUAUCUCAUCGCAUUGGCACGGCAACGUCAAGAACAGGUGGACGAUGACAGGGUGUUCGAGAUCCGCCCCGAAGACACAGAGAUUCUUGAAAAGCAGCUUAAGGAUCCAAACAAUAUCGAUAUACUGGCUCGUAGAUAUGAUAUUGAUGAAGAUGAUGUGGAAUUUCUCAAGACCUUCGAUCAACAGGUAAAGGAAGGUGAACACAUUGUGGCGAGUCUCACGGCUGAGAUUUGGCACUUGAGAUCUUUGUGCAUCGAGCGAGGCGCGAUGCCAAGGUACCCCGAACCGUCUUAUGAAUAUGACAUAAACGAAGCCUUGGGCUUACCCACCGAGCAAGUCGAAGAGGAAAUGGAGGACCCCAUUUUCAAUGGCAGAGCUUUUGUUCCUGUUGUUCACCCAGGCUAUAAACCCAAGCCUCAGCCCAAGUGGCCGAAUGAUCCUCUCAGUCUCAGGAACCCGAGAUUUUUUCUCCUGCUUUCGGACCCGAGGCAUGUUUUGGAAGAGAAAACCCCUCAAAGAGCACUUCAAGAAGCAGCACAGAGGGUGAAGAAACAACUGCCGCCAGAUGCUGCCCAAGACGAUGCAGCUGUGCGAAAGAACCACGAGGUACAGCGAUACGUGAAGGAGAUUAACAUCAACAAUCUACUGCUGAACGCCGAGCCUUCCAAAAAGGUAGACUUUAUCAAUCGCUGGCUGAUGCACAAGCUGCGCACCAGCACUGUCGAAAUGCUCGUGCUCCUGAUGGUGUCCAUGACGACUCUCAGUUUGACUAGGAUCACAAAUUGGGGAGCCUGGCAAAACGACAUUGCAAGAUUCUGGACCAGAGAUGCCGCCUUUAACAUUCCCGAGGAGGUCAUUGAUGGGCCCCGCACGUCGACGAUCAGCUCACAGGAUGACGGAGGUGAUAGUGCUUUUAGAGGAGCAGAAGCCAAUGCCGAUGUAUCAGCCGCGCCUGUUGACGACACCCCCGCUUUGAGUAGACAAAACUCUGUCAUUGAACAGCCAUCGUCUAUGCAGAGCGAUUUGGGCCAAAUGCCGAGAGAGCAAAUCGACAGCCCAACAGCUACUCGUGUCCUGAGCCAUCAUUCUGUCUAG